Homarus americanus (American lobster) is the source of this 380-nucleotide messenger RNA. RefSeq names its product zinc finger MYM-type protein 6-like. The annotation marks the transcript as partial. Lineage: Eukaryota; Metazoa; Arthropoda; Malacostraca; Decapoda; Nephropidae. The transcript has a single exon. The record is from RefSeq and is a predicted model, not a curated record.
AUGCCGCUCAGUAAUAAUACUGUUAGUAGCAGGAUUGAUGAAAUGAGUUGUGAUGUAGAAGUACAACUUGUUGAAAAAUUAAAAUAUACAAAUUUUUCAAUACAGUUGGACGAAUCAACUGUAAGAGAUAGUGAAGCUCUGUUAAUGGCCUAUGUAAGAUAUGUUGAUAAUGGAGAAUUUAUUGAGGAUAUGCUAUUUUGCGAAGCAUUAGAAACCACCACUAUUGCAAUUGAUAUAUAUAAGAAAUUAAAAACAUAUUUAGAUGAUAAGCAGAUACCAAUGGAGAACAUUAUAUCUUGUGCUGCAGACGGUGCUCCAGUGAUGAUGGGCAAGAAAAAUGGAGUUUUAAAAUUAUUGAAAGACGACAAUCCCCAAAUGUU